AUGGAAAUAGGGAGUCCAAUGGCCAGUCUAUACCUGCUGGGCAACCCCGACCACUACACGAGUCAUACAUUCACUCCGUUCUUCUGGAAGAAAUAUGUAACCAAAGUAAAGGCGGAUUGGGCUUUAAGCGCCCAAGACGACUCCUACAAGGACGCUCUACAGAAUUAUGAGAACGAGAAGGUUCUACUGGAAGUCCAGGAUGGUGAAGGAGAUAUUGGUAGCUAUGAGCAGUUGGAAGAGUACGACGACGCUUACCUGGAUGCCCUUGCUGCGGAUGUAGACGAAUACGGUCAUAUGCAAGACGGUUACAUGCUAGGCUAUAGAAGAAGGGCAAAACUGCUAGAAAUGGAACAAGCGGAGGACAUGAUAUCGAGAACGGGUUGGUUAGAGGGAUUGGGCAUCGGCUCAGACACAUCUAAGGAGAGAGGGCAUGGUACCCUCAAGGAUUUCGAAGAAUGCGUGGUGACGAAUGAAAGUGAUGGGUCGCAUUGGAAGGCUAUCGUAAAGGAUCAACGAGCACAAGUACUUGCUAAAAAGCGAAAGCACGCACCUGCAGUACCACAGAACGAGAGAGGGAAAGCUAGAUGGGGUGCUAUCAACGAUGUCUGUAUCCUGGAUGCUUCAUACUUGCUCCAGAACUUCACUGUCCCUAAGGAGGAAACAAAAAAGAUAAUUAAUGACACUGUCAAUGAGUAUUCGUUAAACAAAGAGCAGGAAAGAGCGUUCAAGAUCGUUGCCAACCAUGCUGCUUGCCUGGCCCCUAAACAGCUUUUAAUGUACCUUGGAGGAAUGGGUGGGACAGGAAAGUCGCAGGUCAUAAAAUCCUUGAUAAGAACUGCUGCAGCCCUCCUAAACGGAUCGACCUAUCACUCAAUGCUUGGAGUGAGACCCUCAAAGAAUUCCGACGACGCGUUAACUCGAAACGAGCAGACGAAAUUUCAAUGGUUUCCUGUCAAGACCUUUGUAACAUAA
Coprinopsis cinerea okayama7#130 is the source of this 972-nucleotide messenger RNA. RefSeq lists its product as hypothetical. The record is from RefSeq and is a predicted model, not a curated record. NCBI's taxonomy places the organism in Eukaryota, Fungi, Basidiomycota, Agaricomycetes, Agaricales, Psathyrellaceae. Bases 1 to 972 code for a protein of 323 amino acids. The transcript is spliced from 4 exons.